Molecule: messenger RNA, 1288 nt
Organism: Canis lupus familiaris (dog)
Lineage: Eukaryota; Metazoa; Chordata; Mammalia; Carnivora; Canidae
Product: translation initiation factor IF-2-like
Exons: 3
Coding region: 59-1288 (409 amino acids)
Source: RefSeq, a predicted model, not a curated record
GCCCGCGGCCCGAGCGCUCGGGGAAGGCGCGCGGGAAGCGCGGCCCGACCCGAGCGCCAUGAUGGUCGCCGCGGUUCGGAGCCCAUUUUCUGCAGGGGGAGCUGCAAUGAUGCAAUCCCCCGGCCCCGCGUCCCCGCCGCGCGCCCGCUCCCUGCCUUUUCUUCGCGGCCCUUUGAGGCGCGUCGACGUUUCGCGCCCAACACGCACCCAUUUAUUUUUGCAUUUUGCGCCUUCCGAUAACUGCCCCCUGUAUGUCCCCACGCGAGACGGGCCUGGGACGCGGACGGCCGCACGGGGACUUGGGUGUCGGUGCAAACGCUGCACUUUCGCUUCUGCAGGGACACCUUUUCGGUCCGAGGGAAGCUUGCGGACAGCAAGUGCGUACGCUCGCAAGGAUGAAGAUGAAAUGGCGAAGGCAGCGUUGCGCGGCCGCGGAGGAAGGUCGCUCGGCGCGGCGGGGCGGUGGGCGCGCCCCUGUCCUGUGGAUCCGCGGUCCCUUCCGUCCUCCAGUCACAGCCCCAGCCCCACGUUUGCCCAUUUCUUCCCUGCCCCGGUGCCCCGCGCUCGACAGCGGGGAUGCGAUGGGGCGGGGGGGGGGACUCCGCCGGGCGGCUCUAAGGUUGGAAGGGACCCCGCGGGCGGCGGUGGCGCUCGGCCCCUCCUGCGCGCCGCCGCGGUCCUCCCCGGCCGCCGGCGAGCCGGGCAGCCUUUCGAAAUGCGCGGGGCUGCGGAUCAUUGGAGCCCAGGGUGGGGGUGGGAGCGGGCGGCUGCCCGGGAGGGCCCACGGACUCGGGAAGGUUCUCCCGUUCGCUCAGCUCCCCGGCCCGCCACCGCCCGAGAACUGAGGAGAGGUGAUGAGGGGGGACAGUUUGUGAGAAACCGCCCCGCGCCGCUGCGCGGGCCCGGGCGCAGCCGCCCUGCACGGCCUGCGGGCGCCCCGGGCGCGGGAACUGCGCGCACCGACCCCGCCGGCGCGGGCGCUGCCUGUGGCGGGCGGAGAGGCGAGACUCGAGGGGCUCCCGGUCCCGGGGGCGCCAGCCUGCCCGACCCCCGCAGCGGCCCGGGCGGGCGGGUGCGGGGCUUCGGGGCAGUUUGCGGAGCCGGCGGCGCACUGCCCCGGGCAGCGGGGUGGGGGCUGGGGCUGGGGCCGGGGCCGGGGCCGGCGGCCGCAUCCCCGCCUAGGGACGCCCGCAGCCAGCCCCGCCGUCCGGGGCCGGGGAGAGGACGCCCGGGACUCGAGGACGCCCUUGGAGAGUUGACACCGACGUGUAAAGGAUCGACCCGGUGA